AUGGAAACUAUUAGUUGUCCAUUUAAUAUACAAAGAUUCUUGUCACAAGCUUUUGUUGUUGAUCAAUCAUUACUUGAUAAACAAAUAUCAUCAAAUAUUAUAUCUUCAAAUAUCUCAUCAAAAGAACAUACUAAUAAUAAUAAUAAUAUAAAAGAAUGUAAUGAAAAAAAAUCAUAUCCACCUAAUCUUUGGGAGGGAAAUUUUUUUAAACCAAUAACAUCUACAUCUAAUAAUCAAUGGCAAUCUAAAAAAAAUUAUAUUUUACCUACAAAAGGAAUAUCAUUAAAUGAUGACAACAAAACACAAAGUAACGAUUCAAAGAUUCAUUUACGAUCUCAACAAAGCAAAAGGAAACCCAGAGUUUUAUUUACGCAUACUCAGGUAAUGCGUUUAGAGGAAAAAUUUAAGCAACAAAAAUAUGUUAAUUCAUCUGAAAGAGAGGAACUUGCAAUUGCACUUGGAUUAACACCAACACAAAUAAAAAUAUGGUUUCAAAAUCGUAGAUAUAAAUGUAAAAGAGUUGACCAGGAUCAGGCUUUAAUGAUAACAAGUCAAAUGCAAAUGCCAACAAAUUCUUUAUAUGAUAUAAGGUUAUUUGGUUUAAACAGUUUUUAUAGAUAA
This is a messenger RNA of Strongyloides ratti, 621 nucleotides long. Its product is annotated as Muscle-specific homeobox protein tinman. Gene Ontology annotation, molecular function: RNA polymerase II cis-regulatory region sequence-specific DNA binding; DNA-binding transcription factor activity, RNA polymerase II-specific. Lineage: Eukaryota; Metazoa; Nematoda; Chromadorea; Rhabditida; Strongyloididae. Gene Ontology annotation, cellular component: nucleus. The transcript is spliced from 2 exons. Gene Ontology annotation, biological process: cell differentiation; regulation of transcription by RNA polymerase II. Bases 1 to 621 code for a protein of 206 amino acids. The record is from RefSeq and is a predicted model, not a curated record.